This is a messenger RNA of Macrosiphum euphorbiae (potato aphid), 945 nucleotides long. The record is from the annotation of a GenBank genome assembly. NCBI's taxonomy places the organism in Eukaryota, Metazoa, Arthropoda, Insecta, Hemiptera, Aphididae.
AUGGAAGAAAAUGACAUUGAGUUAGCAUUAAAUGAAUCAUUUUCUGAUUUUGACGAUGAUUUUAUAGAUCCUGAUUUUAUUCCUAACCAAAAUAAUAGUGACAAUUCUCUUGACGGUAUACAGUUAUUAGAAAGUGAUUCAGAGUCCGAAAUAUGUACUCAAGAACCAGAAAAUGAUGUUGUUGUAGUCAAUAAUUCAGAUACUGAAGAACCAACUUCAGGCAUCCGAGGAAAAAGGAGAAAAGUAAAUACAUCAUUGUGGGUAAGAAAAAUUGCAAAAGCUGAACGAGCAAAGGGUAUUGCAUGUGUUAGUUUAAGGCAAAAACCAAUAAAAAAGAGACAAACUGGACCUGGCUGUAUGUGCAAAUGGAUAUGUUUUGACAAAUUUUCAGAUGAAGAGAAAACUACUCUCAUUAAUACUUUUAAUGAAAUUGGAGAUAAAGAAAAGCAAGACAUAUUCUUGGGAGGCUUAAUUGGUAUUAAAAGUAUUGUAAGACAUAGAUCUGAAAAUGAAAAUUGUACUAAAAGAUCAUUUUCUAGCUAUUAUAAAGUACGUGUUGGUGAUAAAGAACAUAUUGUUUGUAAAAAAGCAUUUUGCUCUUUAUUUGGCUUAGGUAAAUCGGUCAUUGACAGAAUAUGUAAUAAUUUAAAACAAAACAAUCCCAGUCCUAGGGAUAAGGGUGGUAAACAUACUGUUCGCCCAAAUCGAGUUUCAGAUUUAAUAUUAUUUCAAAUUAACACCCACAUUCAAAGUUUUCCCAAACGCAGUUCUCAUUACAGUAGACAAGACAUUAAUGAAAGAAAAUAUUUAUCUCCAGAAUUAAAUAUUAGUAAAAUGUACAAUAUGUACAUACAAAAAUAUGAACCAGAAUUUUGUCAAACAUUUAGAAAUGGGGAACAAGUAAAACCAGUAGUGAAGUAUGAUUUUUUUCAGCCCCCACUUUAA